AUGGAAGACGAAAUGGAGAUAGACUUGGUUGGUAGCACGACUGCAAGCAUGGGAAAUGUAGGCAACCUGAGUCAUAGAACUAAUAGUUCCACUGCCAUGGCUCUCUCACGUCUCUCCUUGGCAUUCUCCUUAAUUGUACUGCCAUUUCUAGCAAUUGUUUCGGCUGGCGAUUACAGUGAUGCUUCAUCUAAGUAUGGUUUCGAUGGAAUACCGGCUGACAGCCCUCAGGCAAAGCCAGAAGAAGCUGAAGAGCCUCAACAUGGCACCAAGCCAGUAUACAAUGAGAAGCCUGGUCAUGGCGAUGCUUCAUCAAAAUAUGGUUUCGAUGGAAUACCGGCUAAUAGUCCUCAAGCAAAGCCAGAAGAAGAAAAGAAGCCUAAUUAUGGCUCAAAUCAAUACACAUACAAGCCAAAACCAUAUGGAACAAGAUCAGAAGAAAUGAAAAACCGUCUUUCCAUUGCUGUUCAAGGGACUGUUUUAUGCAAAGAAAGUUCCAAGUACUACCCAAUUCAAGGGGCUUUGGCAACGAUAGCAUGUAAAGUUGUUGAUGAGGUUGGGGUGGAGAAAACUGUCUCCAUUUGCAGCAAACCAACUGAUGCAAAAGGUUACUUCUUCGUUCCAUUGUCUGAUUUAGGCCGUGACAAGUCGAAGCUUAGAGAGUGCAAGGCGCAUCUUAAAAGCUCUCCAUUGAAGGCCUGCAAUGUUCCCAGUAAUGUCAACAAAGCCAUUGAGGGUGCUCUUCUUUUUUCUUUCCGUGUUCUAAACGAGAAGAAGACGAAAUUGUACUCGGUGGGACCUUUCUUCUACACCUCCCAAGCUAAACCAGCCCCUAAACAUGGUUACUAAAUUUGAUUCCUUUCUUCUCCACUAAACAAUCUAAAUUCCUCCCCCCAUUCCAAUCUUGUGUUUUGAAGUUGGAGAUGGCUAUUUGAGUUGUUUCUUUCUGUGUUAUUUCCUCCCAUUUAUUAGCUGAAUAUUGUUGUUUGAUUGAUGGU
Molecule: messenger RNA, 995 nt
Organism: Hibiscus syriacus
Lineage: Eukaryota; Viridiplantae; Streptophyta; Magnoliopsida; Malvales; Malvaceae
Product: proline-rich protein 3-like
Exons: 3
Coding region: 1-846 (281 amino acids)
Source: RefSeq, a predicted model, not a curated record